UGAAUGAGAAAUUACUCUACUGGAACAACAUUCUUCUCCACCUCUCAACAUUCUCUAAACAUUCUCUUCUUCGUCCCUGGAACAACUUAUGAGUUGUAAAUUAUAAUGAUGAGUCAUUAUUAUGACAUAAUGAGCGGUUAACCGCAAUUUCUUUAUUUUUUGGAGAAAUGCAAAAAUAUCUAAAUAAGAAAAUUUAGAUGCAAAAUCAUGAGGCCAUGGAUUUGGUCUCCGUUCUCAGCUUUCUAUGCAAUAACGGAUUAAUCCACCGGCUCACAAACGUCAUUUUCCGGUGGUUGAUCGGAAAAUCACCCUUUUAGUUUUCUUCUUUCCAAUCCAAUCGAUAAAUUUUCUCAACAUCAUCUUAGUCGGAACAAUCCACAGGGGUAAAACUUGAGCUUUGAGCAAUGGCUUCGCUAUCGGCAAUAAGCGUAGAGUUGGCAGAAAUUGAGGGGCAGAUUUCGGAUAAAUUUCGAGCUCUCUCGAAUGGGUUUCAGAAGUUGGAGAAGAUCAAGGACACCAAUAGGCAGAGCAGGCAACUGGAGGACCUGACUAAUAAUAUGCGAGAAUGUAAAAGGCUUAUUAAAGACUUUGAUACAGAAGUAAAGGAUUUAAAGUUUCAGAAUGAUGCCAAGACAAACAAGAUUCUGAAUGAGAAAAAGCAAGAUAUGGUGUGCAGACAUUUCAAAAUGUUUAGUUUGACUUAGUAGCCCCAAUUUGUCUUUUCCUCCACCCCAAACUGAUCUCCAUAUAUGCAGAUCAAAGAGCUGAACUCAUAUGUUGCUAUGAAAAAAAAGUAUGUGCUUUUUGCGUACAUCAUUGGGUGUCCUUUAUUGUUUAUUCCUUUUUUGUAGUAUUACAUUUAUGCGUGCAGUGUGCCACCAUGCCUUUUGACUUGCACAUCUUUCUAGAAAACAUUCGUUUCCAAAAAAUGAGAAGCAUGGCCGAUCCUAUGCACAAGCUGCUCAAACAAUUGCAUCGGGCCACACAAUUUUGAAAAACAGAAGCCACAAUUAUAUGUGUGUCAUACAUAUGCUAUAGUCAUCUUCCUAUGAUAUUUUUAUUAAAUAUUAUGUGUUAUCAUAUAUAGAACUAUCUAAUUUUAAAUUGAUGCCUUAAAGACACCAUUAAACUCUUUCAAAGAACAUUAUGCAUCAUAGUCUCAGUUUCAGAACAACUAAUACAGAACUAAACAAAAAACGGUGAACAUCAAAGUAGUGAGAUAUGCAAUCAAUCUUGAAAACAAGCGUGUAGAUCUAUUUGAAGACCCUGUAGAAGCUUCUACUGAAGAAAAUGUCUUGCUAGCUUCAGCUAAUAGAUCAUGGGAAUCAAAUGAUGGACGAGACAGAUCAGGCCAUAGAUAGAGCACAAAAGGUGGUCCAGGAGACCAUUAAUGUUGGAACAGAAACUGCGGCAACACUCAAGGAGCAGACAGAACAAAUGAGUAGGAUUGUUAAUGAGCUGGACACGAUUCACUUCUCUAUGAAGAAGGCUUCCAAGCUUGUCAAGGAACUUGGUAGGCAGGUUGCAACUGACCGUUGUAUUAUGGCAAUGCUUUCCAUGAUUGUGCUGGGGGUCAUCGCAAUAAUUAUUGUGAAGUUCUCAUUUUUCCAGAUGGUUAACCCCAAUAACAAAGACAUUCGAGACAUUCCGGGGUUAGCUCCUCCCAUUCCCAAUAGAAGAUUACUUUGGCAUCAUAAUUGAAGCGGGCAUCAAAUUGUUACUUGAGUAUAUGUUGAUGUUUGGCAUUUCAAGUUUACUUUAUCUUUUGACAUUGUUCAAUGUUCCAUGCUCCUGCCCUUGAUGUCCUAACUCUUAACAAAGGCUAGACGGAGAAGUCUACAAAAACAUAGGUUUAAUGGCCAAACCUCCCUGUGAUAUAUAAAUUUGGCGCAUUAACCCGUGUGAUUUAAAAAUGCGUCAAACUCUCGUAUUAUAAUUAUUCAUGCACACAACCCCCUGUAGACAAAUUUAACUUUCAAAUAAAUGGAAAAUGAUUACUCCGUAUUAUUUUUUGCAUGAUUUAGAGAUUUUGACAAAUUUACUUGCAUAUUCAAUCAUAAUAUUAAGACACAUGAUUUCCAAAUUGUUAAACUAUUCUUAGAUGGAAAUCUGUGCAUGAAUACUUACAACAUAUGGGAGUUUGACACAAUUUUUAGAUCAUAUGGGCUAAUGUGCUAAAUUUAUAUAUUACAAGAGAGUUUUGUGCAUUAAACCCACCAAAACAUGUCUUUGAUCUUCUACUUUAACUUACCGAUGAUACAAUAUUAUUGUAGCUAUUGUCAUCCCUAAUUCUCUAUAGAGCAUUUCAUAUCAUAUGCCAAUGUAGGUUUGAAUUUGUGGUGCAUAUGAUAAGAAACAUAUGUAUCCUUAUGCUGAUAGACAUCAGCGUUCUAUGAAUGUACAACCAGAUCACGUUAAUCUUG
This is a messenger RNA of Cuscuta europaea, 2423 nucleotides long. The record is from the annotation of a GenBank genome assembly. NCBI's taxonomy places the organism in Eukaryota, Viridiplantae, Streptophyta, Magnoliopsida, Solanales, Convolvulaceae.